AUGACCAGGCAAGAACAGUUCCUGCGGGAAAUCGUUAGUUCUGUCAGUUUGUCAAGUGAAACGGAGCUACAGGAUAAAUCGGACAGUGAAUUGGAGGACAGCUUACUCGAAGUGAAUGGCGAUGAUUUUCGCCUAGAUAAACAUCAGUCUGAGGUUACCCAGACCCAACCCACGCAGACAACAGACAAAUCUAACGAUGACUCUAAUAUUAAAAAACUCUUUGUAGAGGAUGAUACUAUACUUAGCAGUCCGGAAACCAGCAUUAAUCGGGAUAAUAAUGAAUCUUCUCCAAAACCAACUACACCGCAAGUCGAUGAGAGCUACUAUGAUGAAGUUAGUAGUAUAAGAACACCUGUGAGCAAAAAAGUUCGAUUCAACUCGGAUGCAACAAUUAGUAGAGAAGAAGAAGCACUCAAACAGUCGCAUCCCUGGGACUUCAAAAAUAAAAUCCAUAAGGAAUUCCGUGAACGACUACCGAAUAAUUACGAGAUAAAGAAUUGGAAGCGACCUUCGAAAAAGAUGUUGACGAGCAUUAUGGAGGUAUUGGAGAAUAAUGUGGAGCCAGCUGUCCAGAGCGUGCUAGAUAAAUAUGGGGGAGAAUGUGAACGAGUCGUUGGUCAGAGAGAAAUACAAAGAAUUCAGCAAAAUAAGGAAACUCUUCUCUUUGACCUUAUCAGAAAAAUAAAACAAAAGCUUCGGAAGGCAAAGUUCCCAUCACGAGUAUCAGACCAGGAUAUGGAUAUCGAGUAUAUCUUUGCCAAAAGAAAAUUUAUACAAGAGCGUUAUUCUCGAGAGUUGCAACACUCAGAAGUAAUUGAACAUCAACUAAUGAGGGAGCAAAAGAAGCUUGAGGAUCUGAAGACUUUCGAAACCAAGUUAUCAAAUCGCGGACGAAAGGAAGUUACCUUGCUCAAAGAUCAACUCACACUCAAUCUACAUCCAGUAUUAAACAAGGCGGUUGUGAACUCAUUCGGUCUGAUUGCAGAUCAAACUGCAAACAAUCAUCGCUUUGAAAAAGACGUUCAAAACCUGAAUCUAGAGGAUAGCCUUCGAGAAGGCCCUACUGAUAUAUCAAAUGAGGACCAGAGCAAAGAUAGUUUGCUACAAAGAUAUCUACCAUCCUUCAAAUCUUAUGAAGAAGCUAAUAAUCAACUUCAAGACUGCAUUCAUAAUCACAUUGAGAUAAAUACAGACGCAUUAGAGUGGCAGCAUACAAGUAAAAAUGAUGGUUAG
This is a messenger RNA of Lachancea fermentati, 1233 nucleotides long. The record is from the annotation of a GenBank genome assembly. NCBI's taxonomy places the organism in Eukaryota, Fungi, Ascomycota, Saccharomycetes, Saccharomycetales, Saccharomycetaceae.